CCUCCCUUUCUAAUAUGGUUUAUUCCAUUCCAGCCAGCGUCGAUCCGGGAGCUGUAUCUGACGUCACACACUAGUUAAUCUAAUGGCAGAGUGGAUGGUGGACGUAUAUUAUUUGUUAUUUUUUUAAGAAAUUUAAAAGAUUGAGUUUGUGCCUUAAUUAUACUCUCAUACUGAUUACUUAAAACUAAGAAUCACACUUUUCACGAUGAAAUAUAGUACUUUUCCGAACGUCAUAAAGUAAUCGAUUCUUAACGCCAUAGCUUUCGAAACGGACUUAAGAAAACAAACUGGUUCAUCGGUCAACUGGCUGCAAUAUUGUCCUGCAUCUAUGUUCAGGCUAAAAUAUCAAGUGGAGUCCUGUAAUCUUCUGAAAUCAUCAAUUUUAUGUGCAAUUAAAUUAGUCAUUGAAGCAUAGUGUUUAUUUUAUACUUAGAAUUUCAUGAUUCUUCAUAUCUGGAAGUUUAAGGGUUCGUUUUAUAAAAAGGGAUUUCCAUUCCUGCAUUCACAAAAAUUUUCAUUUAAUGACUUUGCAAGUUACACGGAGAAAACUCAGAGUCCUGUUUAUGAAUUGUAACUAAGGUAAUGCUGUCAUCUUUGAUAUCAGAGACAUAAAUUUUUGUAAUAACAGUUAUAUUACAUUUAUUUGCUACAGCAUUAAACUCUUAACUGUUAAGUUAAAAAUAAAUAAAUAAAAUACAGCUGAUAAUAUUUGACCUAUAUCACUGCUAAUGUAUUUUAAGCUAUAGUAUUGUAAAAUUAAUAUUUAAAAUUACAAUAAUGGCUGUAGUACCUACUUUAAAUAUUCAAGCCCAGGCAUCACACAUUCCAGAACAUUGUAGAAUAUAUUUCAUGGGAAUGAAGCCCCAACAAAUUUAUAAUCCAGCUGCUGUCCAAGUAUUUCCUUGUAAUUUCUGUACAAAAUCUUUUCCUCAUUCGGAUAUGCUAAAAGAACACUCGAAAACACAUGCAAGUUUUCCCCAUGUAUGUAGCCAGUGCAACAAAGGCUUUCCCCGUAAGGAUAAACUAAAUGCACACAUGUUGGUCCACAGUGGGGAGCGUCCAUUUAGUUGCACCCAAUGUCCCAAAACAUUUGCUCGUAAGGAUAAAUUCAGUGCCCACAUGUGCACUCAUACCGGUGAGCAUCCUUUCACUUGCCAACAUUGUGGGAAAGGAUUUGCUUGGAAGGAUAAACUUGUUAAGCACAUAAGAGUGCAUACUGGAGAAAAGCCUUAUGCAUGCAGCUACUGCGGCAAAGCCUUUGCUCAGAACGACAAGCUUGUCACUCAUUUGCGAAUCCACACCGGAGAACGGCCCUUUGUUUGCAAACAUUGCGGGAAGGGUUUUACUCGAAAUGAUAAAUUGACUACCCAUAUUAGGUUGCACACUGGAGAGAGGCCUUUCGUUUGCCAACAAUGUGGUAAAAGCUUUAUUCAGAAAGACAAAUUAACCACACAUAUGUUCACACAUACAGGAAAUUAUCCUUACACUUGUGUCCACUGCAGCAAGGGUUUUGUGUGGAAGGAUAAAUUGAUCAGCCAUAUCCGAACGCAUACUGGCGAGAGGCCAUUUGUUUGCAAGGAAUGUGGUAAAGGAUUUGCUCAGAAUGACAAAUUAGUCGCUCACAUGCGAACUCACACGGGAGAGCGGCCUUUCAAAUGCAAAUUUUGUGGAAAAGGUUUUGCCCAAAAGGAUAAACUUACAGUUCAUACUCGUAUACAUACUGGGGAGCGACCCUACGUGUGUAAGAUGUGCGGGAAAGGAUUUACUCAGAAAGAUAAACUUACGACUCACAUCCGAAUUCAUACCGGGGAAUGUCCAUUUGUCUGCCAGCACUGUGGCAAAGCGUUUUCCAAAAAGGAUAAGUUAACUGUUCACACCCGCUCCCAUACGGGAGAGAGGCCUUAUGUUUGCAAACAAUGCAAUAAAGGCUUUGCUAGGAAUGAUAAGUUAACGGCCCAUAUUCGCACUCACACUGGUGAGAAACCCUAUUCUUGUGUGCAGUGUGGUAAAGCUUUUGCCACCAAGGGCAAACUGAAUGCGCAUAUGAAAACUCAUAUUGGGAAAUCUUCAUUUAAUUGUGGACAUUGUGGCCUUGUUUUUGAGUCUAAAGACAAAUUAAACUCACACAUACUAGUUCAUAUUAGUGAAACUACACAUGCUGCUCUUCUUGUGCAUUCACUGUUAGGAAAAACAAUGUUUGUGCAGAAUUAUAGCUGUUAUAUAAAAAUGUUGAAAAAUCCUUCCAUUGCUGGAGUCGAGAUGGUGUCGGCUGUGAACAUGGCUGAUUUGACGAGUCUACACAUUCCUACGACACAGCCUCACACUGAUUGUGAACAUUGUCGUGUUUAUUUUGUGGACAUUAAAACUCAUCAGUUGUAUACACAAACACCGCCACAAGAGCAGAGACCUUUCGCUUGUAAUCAAUGUGAUAAGAGUUUUACACGUAAAGAUAAGCUUGGCAAUCACUUAAGAAUGCAUUCUGGGGAGUGUCCUCACGUAUGUAACCAUUGUAAUAAAGCAUUUGCUCGUAAAGAUCAGCUAAACGCUCACAUACGCAUACACACAGGUGAGCGCCCCUAUGUUUGUAAUCUUUGUAGUAAGGGCUACACUAGGAAAGAUAAACUUGGGGCUCAUAUGUAUGUUCAUACAGGUUUGCACCCUUAUCAUUGUCAGCAUUGUGGGAAAGGAUUUGCAUGGAAGGAUAAGCUUACAAAUCAUAUUAGAAUACAUACUGGAGAGAGACCGUUUGUAUGCAAAUAUUGUGGAAAAACCUUUGCCCAAAAUGAUAAGUUAACCACUCACAUUCGCAUUCACACAGGUGAAAGACCCUACGUUUGUAAGCAUUGCCCUAAAGCUUUUGCACGCAAAGAUAAACUAGGUGCUCAUAUGUGUAUUCAUACGGGUGAACAUCCUUACAAUUGUCAACAUUGUGGGAAAGGUUUUGCAUGGAAGGAUAAGUUGACCAAUCAUAUUCGCAUACAUACAGGUGAGCGUCCAUUCGUAUGCAAACAUUGUGCUAAAGCGUUUGCACAGAAAGACAAACUGACUGUCCACGUGCGCAUUCACACGGGAGAGAGGCCUUUUGUUUGCAAACACUGUGGCAAAGCUUUUGCGCGAAACGAUAAGCUGACCGCCCAUGUACGUAUGCACACGGGAGAGCGACCGUAUGUUUGUGUUCACUGUGGGAAAGCUUUUGCUAUGAAGGGGAAGCUCAACACUCAUAUGCGAAUUCAUACUGGAAAACAUCCAUAUACAUGCAAUCAAUGUGGUAAAGGCUUUAAUCGUAAAGAUAAACUCAAUGCUCAUCUGUUGAUCCAUCUGGGAGGAGGGCCGUGUGCUGCACUUGUCGCAAAACCACUCCUAACGAAGAUUCCUGAUAUCGCUUUACCUGGAGCAUUACCUCCACCACCUACAAUGUUACCGGACACAAAACCCUUGCUUCCUCCACCUCAACAACCCCAGCCACCUCCACAGCAGCAACAGCAACCACCUCCACAGCAGCAAUAAUUCUUUUUUCUCCUUAGUUUUUCUAGAAUUGUUAUUAAAAAAAAAAACCCCGUCUAUGUGGGCUUUAAUUGGCAGCAUCUAAAUUUAAGUAAUGUGUCUUCUACAAAUUGGCUUAUCAAAAUUAGAGAGACAAAUUACUAUUUUAAUUAAAUGGAGAAAUUUUCCAAACUGAUACUCAGCUCUACAGAAUUAUGUUUUUGUCAUUUAGCAGUGGUAAUUUUUUUAAUAGAUCUUGUAGAACUAUUUAUUUUUGCCUCAUCACAUUUUUAACAAUUAAUAAAAUUUAAAAAUCGAUGUGAGGGUUCCACCACAAAAAUGCUUGGAAAUUAUUUCUUAGUGCAAGAAAAGGAUAUUUUUGAAAAAUUCAUCAAGUUUCUUCAUAUUAUACGCCGAUAGAAAAUUUAGCAAUAUGAUGCAGUGAUCAAGAUCAAAUAAUUAUGAAUUAUUUUUUAAAGGACUAACUAUUGACUAAAAAACUUUUAAAUGGACAAAAAGAAUAAUUCCAGCUUGCUUUUUAAAAUAUAGUAGAUCACUAGAUUUUAAAAAUUCUUCUCUAUACUACAUUGUAUUGUUAUUUGCUAGAUAUAAUUCGACUUUUUGUUCGCUUGUACACUUCUCUACUGUGUUGCAAGCUGUAUGUGACUGUAUAAAAUAAAUUACUCAAUCAAAAA
Molecule: messenger RNA, 4178 nt
Organism: Parasteatoda tepidariorum (common house spider)
Lineage: Eukaryota; Metazoa; Arthropoda; Arachnida; Araneae; Theridiidae
Source: RefSeq, a predicted model, not a curated record